Molecule: messenger RNA, 2205 nt
Organism: Pteronotus mesoamericanus
Lineage: Eukaryota; Metazoa; Chordata; Mammalia; Chiroptera; Mormoopidae
Gene: VRTN
Product: vertebrae development associated
Exons: 2
Coding region: 1-2205 (734 amino acids)
Biological process (GO): regulation of transcription by RNA polymerase II
Cellular component (GO): chromatin
Molecular function (GO): sequence-specific DNA binding
Source: RefSeq, a predicted model, not a curated record
AUGUCCCAAGCUGGAAGGUGGAGAGAGAAGUGGACACCCCCAGGGCUCUGGGCCACCCUCAGGAUGACAUCUCGGGAGCAGCUGAUACAGCAGGUGCUCCAGGAACUGCAGGAGGCGGUGGAGUCCGAGGGCCUGGAGGGCCUCGUCGGUGCUGCUCUGGAAGCCAAGCAGGUCCUGUCCUCCUUCACUCUCCCCACCUGCCGGGAGAAAGGCCCCAGCCGCCAGGUGCUGGAGGUGGACUCGGUGGCUCUGAGCCUGUAUCCAGAGGAUGCUCCCCGGAACAUGCUGCCGCUGGUGUGCAAGGGCGAGGGCAGCCUGCUGUUCGAGGCGGCCAGCAUGCUACUGUGGGGGGACGCAGGCCUCAGCCUGGAGCUGCGGGCCCGCACUGUGGUGGAGAUGCUGCUGCAUAGGCACUACUACCUGCAGGGCAUGAUCGACUCCAAGGUGAUGCUGCAGGCCGUGCGCUACUCCCUCUGCUCGGAGGAGUCCCCUGAGAUGACCAGCCUGCCGUCUGCCACGCUGGAGGCCAUCUUCGAUGCGGACGUCAAGGCCACCUGCUUCCCUAGCAGCUUCUCCAACGUGUGGCACUUGUACGCCCUCGCCUCCAUCCUUCAGCGCAACAUCUAUUCCAUCUACCCCAUGCGCAACCUCAAGAUCCGGCCCUACUUCAACCGCAUCAUCCGGCCCCGCCGCUGUGACCACAUGCCAGCCACACUGCACAUCAUGUGGGCAGGCCAGCCCCUCACCAGCCAUCUCUUCCGCCACCAGUACUUUGCCCCUGUGGUGGGACUGGAGGAGGUGGAGGCUGAAGAUGCGACCAGCCUGGCCCCGGCUCCUCAGGCCCCAGCUCCUCUGCCGCCACCGGCCAAGACUCUGGAGCUGCUUAGCCAGGAACGUGGCCUCAGCUACUCCCACCUCUGUGAACACUACAGCGUCACCAAGAGCACCUUCUACCGCUGGCGGCGGCAGACCCAGGAGCACCAGCAGAAGGUGGCCACCCUCUACUCGGCCAAGCACGUCCUGCAGGAGAGCGUCCGCUGCGGGGGCAUCAUGUCGCUGCAGCAGUUUCUCCAGAGGUUCCCCGAGAUCUCCCGUUCCACUUAUUAUGCCUGGAAGAACGAGCUGCUGGGCACUGGCGCCUGCCAGUCCCUGGCCCCCAAAGAGGGACUGGAGGACCUGGAGAAGCUGCCAGAGGAGCAGGUUGCCAAAGGGCUGGGGUGCUCCAUGCUGGCUGAGGCCAGCCCUGCAGUGGUCCUCAUGCAGCGGGCCAAGUUGUACCUGGAGCACUGCAUCUCCCUGAACACACUGGUGCCCUAUCGCUGCUUCAAACGCAGGUUCCCCAGCAUCUCCCGGUCCACCUAUUACAACUGGCGCCGGAAGGCCCUUCGGAGGAACCCCAGCUUCAAGCCAGCCCCGGCCCUCUCCACAGCCCAGGCUCCCCAGCCUGCAUCUGUUGGGGAAGAGGCCCUGCUCCCUGAGAAGGGUGAGGUGGGAGAGGGGGCGGGGAAAGCAACAGAUCGGGGACCACCCGCCCCCCGGGAGUUCCUGCCCCCGAGGAUGCCCCUGUCCCGUUGGCAGAGGCGACUGCGCAGGGCUGCCCGCAAGCAGGUGCUCAGUGGGCACCUCCCCUUUUGUCGUUUUCGCCUCCGCUACCCCAGCCUGUCUCCCUCCACCUUUUGGGUCUGGAAGAGUCUCGCCCGGGGUUGGCCUAGAAGCCUGUCCAAACUCCAGAUGCAGACCCCUACCUUGGGCAAUGGUGGGGUACAGGAGGCAGAGGAGAGGCGAGAGAAAGAAGCUGGCAGGAACGUGAUAGCUGCCGUGGCCCCAGCUGCGGGGCCCCCGAAGGUGGCGGCUUCUCCAGGAAAGGAUCCAGAGAAGGCCCAAGGGGGACCUUCCAGAGAGAAGAUUCUGCAAGAGGGGGCCACGGCCCAGCAAAGGCCCCACAGUGGAUCCUGGGCGAGCCCCCCGGCGGCGGUGGCAGGGGUGGGGGUGGCGGGCAGUAGGGACAGCCAGGUGCUGAUGAUGGACAUGCUCGCCUCCACAAAGUUCAAGGCUCAGGCCAAGCUGUUUUUGCAGAAGUGCUUCCAGUCCAAGAGCUUUCCCUCCUACAAGGAGUUCAGUGCCCUCUUCCCCUUAACUGCCCGCUCUACCUACUACAUGUGGAAGCGGGCCCUGUACGAUGGCCUUACCCUGAUUGAUGGCUGA